Misgurnus anguillicaudatus (oriental weatherfish) is the source of this 2175-nucleotide messenger RNA. RefSeq names its product olfactory receptor class A related 2 (gene ora2). Gene Ontology annotation, biological process: G protein-coupled receptor signaling pathway. Gene Ontology annotation, cellular component: membrane. Gene Ontology annotation, molecular function: pheromone receptor activity. The record is from RefSeq and is a predicted model, not a curated record. Lineage: Eukaryota; Metazoa; Chordata; Actinopteri; Cypriniformes; Cobitidae.
GGAAGAUUCGUUGUCGACCGUCAUAGUCCAAAAUGAUCAACUCGGAUGCUUGGACACGCGGAAUGCUCUUCCUGUCGCUCGCAGUGAUGGGCGUUCCGGGCAACGGCGCUGUCAUCUGUGCUUUCCUCUCUGCGAUGUAUCACGAGGGUCAUCUCUUACCUGCUGAUGCCAUCGUGCUGCACCUGGCAUCUGUCAACAUUACGGUGGUGGGCGUGCGCUGCCUGCUGGAGGUUCUCGCCACUUUCGAGAUCUACAACGUGUUCGACGAUGUCGGCUGCAAAGCCGUCAUCUUCAUAUACCGCACUUCCAGAUCUUUGUCCAUCUGGUUGACGUUCGUUCUGAGUGCAUAUCAGUGCUUGAGCAUCGCUCCGCCCGGGUCACGCUGGGCUAACGCCCGUGUUCUGGUAGCUCGAUACCUGGGGGCCAUUUUCCUGGCAUUAUGGUUGAUCAACACCUCCAUGAGCGUCGCUCCCCUUCUGUUUGCCAUAGGUGCCAAGAACGACUCCAAACUCAUACAGAACGGAAUCAACGUGGAGUUUUGCUUCCUGGCCUUUCCGUCCAAGAUCUCUCGGGACGCCAACGGCGGUGCCCAGGUAGGAAGAGAUGUGGUGCCCAUGACGUUGAUGGCAAUGGCCAGCCUCAUCAUUCUGGUCUUCUUAUAUCGCCACAGCCAGCAGGUGAAGGGUUUACGGAGCGGCGGAGCGGUCACGGCCGGCAGGCAGGGCCAGUCUGCUGAACGGCGGGCGGCUAUCACCGUGGUCACCUUAGUAACGCUGUAUGUGUUGUUUUAUGGGGUAGAUAACGGGCUGUGGGUUUACACGCUGACAGUUCAGCAGACUAUGGGUUCAUCGCUGAUCUCGGACAUAAGAAUUUUCUUUGCGUCUUUGUACGCGGCCGUAAGUCCCAUCAUCAUCAUCAUCUCCAACAGGAAGGUGAACAGACAGCUGGUGUGUGGGAACCGGCUGAUAACACUUUCUGACCCCAUACAGCCCAAAGUCUGAUGCAUCACAGCUUAUCUUGAACUAAAACACUACAACAGGUGUGAUGAAGUCAAAGAGUAAAAGACAAACCUGUUUCUGUUAUAGACCCUUUUAAUGUUUGUACACAAUGAUGACGUGGCAGCGUAUGUGUGCGCCAUUUGGCAAGAAUCAGCAGUGAAGCAACACAGACAGAGAAAAUUAUUUUAAUAAGUUAACUUUAGCAACUUUUUCCAACACAUCUACCAAAUCCGUGUACUAUAGUGGAGUGGAUAGAAGAUGUUAGCAGAUGGCCAAAUAUAAAGUUGCCAGAUGCAUAUAUGUAUAUGAGUAUAUUAUAUUAGUGCAACCAAACGCAACAACCAGACAUUUUGAUGCUGGGAAACCCUUUUAAUAAACUUUCUGAGUUGCUAACAUGUUAGAACCAAUGGGGAAUAACACCACUUCUGUUGCCUAAAUGCACACGCAUGCUAUUUGAUCACGUGAGCUGUAAAAGGGUCUAUAAUGAAUAAAUGUCUCACAAAAAACAUGUUGCAUAUAUUAGCACAUUUCUUUUCAUUGGUCUUUGAUAAGGUAUGAGCUGUGUUACAUAUUCUUUGAAAAUACUUAAAGAUGUUAGUUUUUGCUUUUCUCCGACCUAAAUUCAUGUUUCUUGAUAUAUUUUUGCAAUAAAUUUUGAAGGUGUUUUUGGGGAACUUUGAAGUCAGCUCUCCACACAGGUGUCCUGCAGGAGAAUCACAGGUGUGUAAAUCAGCUCUGUGUUAUAAGAGUUUUCUUCAUUAUUUUCACACUACAGUCUUUAUUAUAACACAUUUUGUUUUAUCUUUUUGUCAAGCAUUAUAGGUGUUAAAAUGUACAUUUUUUUUUUGCCAGAUUAAAAAGGUGAAUAUAUGACCAUAUUGCAUGUCCAAAUACUUUCUUGGAUGAGUGAAUGUGUUUGUUCUCUAAAGGGUCGUACUGGAUGUUUAAGUGCAGUGUAUCGAUUUAUUGCAGGCUGUGUGCUGUAAGAAAAAGUGACAAGUAGAUGCAUACCUACUCAAAUCAUAUUUAUUUACAGACUUUUUUUUAUUGUAAUUCAGAGUUUUACAUUCUUUGUGACACUGAUAAAUGAUGUCAGGUUAGAAGACAAGAGACGUGACAAUGUUAUUAGAGAAGACACAUCAUGUGUUUGAAGACUCCUUCAUGUUGGGUUUUAUCA